Molecule: messenger RNA, 489 nt
Organism: Diuraphis noxia (Russian wheat aphid)
Lineage: Eukaryota; Metazoa; Arthropoda; Insecta; Hemiptera; Aphididae
Product: selenoprotein F
Cellular component (GO): endoplasmic reticulum lumen
Molecular function (GO): oxidoreductase activity
Source: RefSeq, a predicted model, not a curated record
UUUUAUUACAGAGAACACUGCAUUAACUGUUGUCAAAUUGAUGAAGAAAAAUCUAUUAAAGUAUAUGCAAAAGCCAGAUUGGAAGUCUGUACUUGUAAAUUUGGUGCUUAUCCUCAGAUUCAAGCAUUUAUAAAAAGUGAUCGUCCCAACAAGUACCCUAACUUAACAAUCAGAUAUGUACGUGGAUUGGAUCCACUAAUUAAACUCAUGGACAGCAAUGGAAAUGUGCAAGAGGUAUAAAAUCUUUAAGAGGAUAUCAGCACACACUUUGUUUUCUCUCUCUGGUCCACACUCAACUUAAACAAAACGCAUUUACGUAGAAUCGUUUUUCCUGUGUUUUUAAGAAAUCUUAAAGUAAAAUCAGUGACGUUAUUUGCGGGAUGCAGGGGUGUGCAAAUGCAUCCCAUGAAUUUUUUUUUAACACACUUUUGUGUAGAUCCUUUCAUAGAAUCAUAGUAUAAAACAAAUAACAAUAAUGUUGGUAUUUUU